UCUUUACUUGUGUCUAUGCAGUCACAGGAAGCCGGGACGUUGACCGAGACAAUCCAGUUGCUGUUUUCGCGAAGUGGGCGUAGUGAGCGUGCGUCGAGUGUCGGCGCGACGUGGGUCCUUCCUUUAAAAAUUCGUCGAGAAACCGUUCUUGCGCGCCGUUGAUCGCAAGAGGAACGGCGAUGGAUACCGACAUAUGGGCUUUCGGAUACGCCUUCACCGUGGCACUAGGAGGUGUCAUAGGCUACGUGAAAGCUGGUAGCAUCCCAUCAUUGAUGGCGGGCCUGGUGUUCGGCGGCCUCGCCUUGAUAGGCGCUUACCAGACAUCGCAAGACCCCCACAACUACUACUUAUCUCUCGCGGUGUCCGGAGUGUUGGCCGGUUUGAUGGGCUACAGGUUUGCUCACACGUCAAAGAUUAUGCCGGCAGGACUGAUUGCAAUUCUGAGCAUUGCCAUGUGCUGCAGAAUACUGUGCAGAGCCUUUUCACCACCUGGUCCACCCGGUCAACCUGCACCAGUUGUCAAGCAGUGAUGCCCUCCAACCCCCCCCCCUUUUUUUUUUCUAAAUGAAAGGUUGAUUGCAUCGAAGGGUUUCGAAAUUACCCGCAUUUUGUAUGAAAUAAAGAGACACUGUCUGAAGUGCUCGUUUGCCACACCGAACAAAU
Molecule: messenger RNA, 663 nt
Organism: Rhipicephalus sanguineus (brown dog tick)
Lineage: Eukaryota; Metazoa; Arthropoda; Arachnida; Ixodida; Ixodidae
Product: transmembrane protein 14C
Exons: 4
Coding region: 180-530 (116 amino acids)
Biological process (GO): regulation of heme biosynthetic process
Cellular component (GO): mitochondrial membrane
Source: RefSeq, a predicted model, not a curated record